AUGACUGCUUCUGAUCGGAAUAUUCUAACUACUACUCCUACCAGCAUACUAAUCGAUGAUGCUUCAGCAUUAUUUAAUAAAGCUAAAAGUGUAUGGUCUAUUAUCUCUAAAAAUGCAGCGACGGCCGAUAUUCACACUAUACAUGGUAAUGUUUUACCUGCUAACAUCAACAGUCCAUUAGAUCUUCAAUCUUGGUCAUCUUCGCCUGUUUCUCGUUCUUCUUCUCUAAAGAUCUACAAUCGUUUAGGUUUACGUGUUCUUCAAUUUGACUAUGAUCUUGAAUUUCUGUACGGCGGCUCGUUAAAUGGACGAGGAGCGUAUUUAGAUGGUAUUACCGUAGUUCCAUCACGUAUAACUGUUGCCUGGUGUUAUGUAUUCAAUGCAAACGUUGAAAUAACGUCUAUACGCAAUGUAGGCACAAGUGAUAAUCCAAUAGCUGCUGCGCAUAUUGAAUUAAAAUAUCAACUAAAAGCACUCAGUCGCGUAGAAGGAACGACAUCAUUUGAUGUUAAAGGUGAUGGACGCGUGGAUAUUUUGCAUAUGAAAUAA
Messenger RNA from Rotaria sp. Silwood1, 549 nucleotides. Lineage: Eukaryota; Metazoa; Rotifera; Eurotatoria; Philodinida; Philodinidae. The record is from the annotation of a GenBank genome assembly.